Messenger RNA from Aspergillus affinis, 1773 nucleotides. RefSeq names its product cytochrome P450. Gene Ontology annotation, molecular function: iron ion binding; monooxygenase activity; heme binding. The coding region runs from base 1 to 1773 and encodes 590 amino acids. The record is from RefSeq and is a predicted model, not a curated record. The transcript has 4 exons. NCBI's taxonomy places the organism in Eukaryota, Fungi, Ascomycota, Eurotiomycetes, Eurotiales, Aspergillaceae.
AUGAUCGGACAAAUCAUUUCAGGUCUACUGACCGUCUACUGCAUGUCACUCAUUUUCCGAUUCAUCUGGAACAUCCGCCUCGCCAGGAAGACCGGCCUCCCCUACAUUUGCCUUCCUAUAUCCGAGUUUAAUGUCUUGCUCUAUCCCCUCUUCGACACGGAACAGGCUCCCAAAUUCGUGAAUAAUUGGAUUCCCAGGUGGCUAGCAGAUAUAAUAAAUGACAAUGUUAUCAAUUAUCGCUGGGCCGUGAGAGACCGCCGAGUAAAGGAGCUAGGACCGGUGAGUCUUGUCGUUACACCAACGAGCCUGAGUUGCAAUGUUGCCGAUGCGGCGGUCGUUUCUCAAAUUUGCUCUGAGCGUCGCAAGUUCCCCAAGCCUGUCUGGCAAUACGAAGUUUUGGAAUUAUACGGACCCAAUCUCCUGACUUGUGAGGACACGCAAUGGGCCCAUCAUCGUCGUCAUACAGCGACUACGUUCAGCGAAAGCAACAAUAAUCUUGUUUGGCGAAUAGCGGUUCAGCAGACUCUCGAGAUGACAGCCCAUUGGAAGAGAAGAUAUAGAACCUUGUCAAACGAGAACGAGCUUAUGGUGCCAAGUGCAAAGUCAGACAUUCUAAAGCUUACACUCAAUGUGAUCUGUGGCGCAGGAUUUGGCGUCUCGUUGCCUUUUCAACCAGAAUCCCGAGAAACGGCCACGGAUGAUAUCACUAGCCUAUUCAAAGAUACUGAUACACCACCAGAGGGGUUUACUUACACAUUCCGGGCAGUUAUUGAGUACAUGAACUCAAGGCUGAACACUGUAGUUCUCGCAAAUAUGGUAUUCCCGAAGUGGAUCCCGCGGAUCCUGAUGCCAUUCUUCAAGAGUGAUUUUCUCGCAUAUGAAGAUUUAAAACAUUACCUCGACGGACUAAUUGAGAGUUCAAAGAGAGGAAAGAACAGAAAUAAUACACACGAUCUACUACAGGGCAUCAUACAGUCUCAACAGAAACAUGGCGGUCUCACGGACUGCGAAAUCAUUGGCAACCUCCACAUAUUCACCAUUGCGGGUCACGAGACGACCGCAACAACCUUGCGCUUCGCACUCGUUCUUCUUGCCAUGCAUCCGGAUGUUCAAGAGUGGUUACAGGAUUGUGUAGACGAGGUAAUUCAAGACCAACCGUCUGAUCCGAAGGAGUGGGAAUACGGGGUGAUGUUUCCCCGACUCAUCGCACCGCUAUGCGUAAUGCUCGAAACUCUUCGCCUCUGUCCACCCGUGGUAACGGUUCCUAAAUGGACCGCGUCAAAUCCUGUACCGAUCACUCAUCAUGAUCAAACCUAUAUGCUGCCGCCAAAAGUAAACAUCAACCUCAACGCAAGCGCCCUGCAUUACUCGAAAGAGUACUGGGGUCCCGAAGCAGCCUUUUUUCAUCCUCAACGAUGGGAUAAGUCCAACCCGGAUAGUUUCCUUGUCGCCAACGAUGGCAAGAAAGGGCUAUCGGCUCCGGGCCUUGAGUUCGAUAACAUUCACAAGCCGGUUCGUGGGGCGUUCAUUCCAUUCAGUGAUGGCUUCCGCGCGUGCGUGGGAAAGAGAUUCGCACAGGUCGAGUUUAUAGCAACCUUAGCUGUUAUAUUCAGUCGGUAUCGGGUUUCCUUGGGGAAGUUGAAACCAGAAGAGAGUGAUGAUUUUGUCCACCGAAGGGCGGAGAAGAUAUUGAAUGGGAGUUCUACUGUUUUGACAUUGGGAAUGAGAUAUGACGUUCCUCUUCGUUUCGAAGCAAGGGAUAACCAGGGAUAG